This is a messenger RNA of Penicillium taxi, 900 nucleotides long. RefSeq names its product sideroflexin family transporter. Gene Ontology annotation, molecular function: monoatomic ion transmembrane transporter activity. NCBI's taxonomy places the organism in Eukaryota, Fungi, Ascomycota, Eurotiomycetes, Eurotiales, Aspergillaceae. The coding region runs from base 1 to 900 and encodes 299 amino acids. The transcript is spliced from 3 exons. Gene Ontology annotation, cellular component: mitochondrial inner membrane. The record is from RefSeq and is a predicted model, not a curated record. Gene Ontology annotation, biological process: mitochondrial transmembrane transport; monoatomic ion transport.
AUGUCUGCCUCUCUUCCUGGUAGCCGGGACCUCCCUGUGUCCCAGUAUGACUUGAGUACUUACUGGGGUCGUGUUCGCCAUGCUGCCGACCUUUCUGACCCUCGCACGCUGCUCGUCUCCUCCGCGGGCCUGGAGCAGUCAAAGAGUAUUAUCUCUCUAUACAAGCAGAACAAGAUUCCCGCGAUGACUCCAGAACUCUGGCACGCAAAGAAGGUCGUCGAUUCAACACUUCAUCCCGGUAUGGAGCCUGACUGGGAUUGGACAAAGGCUUCUUUUCCGAUCAAUAAUGCCAAUGCCAACAAGUCGACACCCCUUUCGACAUCUCAGAUUGCCAAGUCCUACCUCAUGGCCGUCUCGGCAUCAUGCUCCGUCGCACUAGGAUUAAACGCCCUCGUCCCGCGCCUAAAAAGUAUCUCACCCAACACCCGUCUCAUUCUCUCCCGACUCGUACCAUUCGCUGCCGUCGCCAGCGCUAGUGCCCUGAACGUGUUCCUAAUGCGCGGCGAAGAGAUCCGCCAAGGAAUCGACGUCUACCCCGUUCUCUCUGACGAGGAGCGUUCCAAGCGCGAGGCUGAAAACGCCGAACCAGUCCAAAGCUUAGGAAAGAGCAAGAAAGCCGCUACCCUGGCUGUCGGUGAGACUGCUAUCAGUCGUGUUCUGAACGCCACUCCCAUCAUGGUCCUCCCGCCACUUAUCCUAGUCCGUCUGGAAAAGACCAAGUGGCUAAGCUCUCGCCCUCGUAUGAUCCUUCCCGUCAACUUGGGUCUUGUGUUGACUACUUCUAUCUUUGCUCUGCCUUUGGCUCUGGCUGCUUUCCCUCAGCGCCAGGCUAUCAACUCUGAUAACCUCGAGGAAGAGUUCCGUGGUCGUGGCAUGGUCGAAUUCAAUCGCGGAAUUUGA